Messenger RNA from Camelina sativa (false flax), 353 nucleotides. The record is from RefSeq and is a predicted model, not a curated record. NCBI's taxonomy places the organism in Eukaryota, Viridiplantae, Streptophyta, Magnoliopsida, Brassicales, Brassicaceae.
AUGUGCUCAUCUAGGCAUUUGGUGCUAUGAGAGCUCGAGGGGCACGAGUCACUGACAUUGCAAUCAUUGUGGUUGCUGCUGAUGAUGGAAUUCGUCCUCAAACAAGUGAAGCAAUAGCUCACGCAAAGGCUGCUGCUGUACCAAUAGUCAUAGCUAUAAAUAAGAUAGAUAAGGAAGGAGCAAGUCCAGAGAGAGUGAUGCAAGAGCUUUCUUCAAUUGGUUUGAUGCCUGAAGACUGGGGUGGUGAUGUUCCAAUGGUUCAGAUCAGUGCGUUGAAAGGGGAGCAUAUAGAUGAUCUGUUGGAAACUGUCAUGCUUGUUGCAGAGGUUAGUUUGCUAUAAAACCCAUGAUAA